UUCCGUUUUCAGAGCAUAACUAAUUAGGCCGAACGUUUUAGACUUGUGUGGUCAGUAAUAAAUAAUUUGUUAUUCUAGGAUCAUAUAUAUUUACAUUAUUGAAGAAAUUAAGAAACAGUAAGAACAUCAAAAUGGAUGACAAAUUACGUCAAAUGGAAGAUGAGAUGAAUAGAUUUGAAGCUGAAAUUGGUGGUCAGUUAGUUACACCAAUGGUUAGACCUGUAAUUGGUGCAAAUACUUAUAAUCAAGUGGCUAGACAAUUGGAGCAACAUGAACUUCCAACACCAGUUGUUGCUGCUGCUGCAGCUAGUUUAGCUUUUCCACCAAUGCUUGGAUUUCCACCACCACCGCCACCACCACCACCUCCUCCUCCACCACCGCCAAUGUUAAUUCCACAACAAGUAGCAAGACAAGGUACGGUUCCUUCUAUUACAACAUACUCAUCACCUGCACAGAUAAGUAAUCCAUAUUUACCAAAUAUGGUGGACCCGUGUUUAAGUGCUACUCCAAAAACUUACGAAUCUACAUCAGCACCAAUGAUUCAUCCAGAAAUUAUUGAACAGAUUAUCAAUACAAAGAUCCCAGAAGAUGACAGCAAAAAGAAACCCAAGGUGAAAGGUGUAAGUACUGCAGCAGAAUUAGCAAUUAGCCAAGGGAAGGCAAGUUCUAUCAUGGCCAAUGCUAGCGCAGAAGAGACUCAUCCAAAGGGUAAAGGGAAGAAAAAUAAAAAAAUCAUACGAAUGGCUGGUGGACAAACAUGGGAAGAUCCUUCCUUACUAGAAUGGGAUGAAGAUGAUUUCAGAAUAUUUUGUGGAGAUUUAGGAAACGACGUCACAGACGAAAUGCUAGUAAGAGUCUUUGGCAAAUAUCCGAGUUUUCAGAAAGCAAAGGUAGUCAGGGACAAAAGGACAAAUAAGACAAAAGGAUUUGGGUUUGUGUCCUUCAAAGAUCCACAAGAUUUCAUCAAAGCAAUGAAAGAAAUGAACGGUCGAUACGUAGGCUCACGUCCCAUAAAGCUACGGAAGAGUUCAUGGAAACAACGGAAUUUAGAGACAGUACGGAAAAAAGAGAAAGAGAAGCAAGCAUUAAUUGGCUUGUUAACCGGGCGGUGACGUGAUAGAGAACCGUUGUUCUUUCUCUCGUUCAUAUUUAUUUAAUCGGAUUCUACACUGACUCGCUAUUGUUGGUUUUAUUCAAACAAUUGUCAUCGAGACGUCUGUACGUAAAGUAUAUUUACGAAAGCUUGACAACUAGCGCCAAUGGAUACGUUUUUUAAGAAUUCUAUUUCACAGGAGUAAAAAUGUCUACGAUCGAGUACUAUCUUACAUUGUGAUUGACUACCAUGUAGUAUAUAAAAAUUGCAUGUAGGUGAACAUGGAAAUAAAUUCUUACUACAAAUGAA
This is a messenger RNA of Bombus pyrosoma, 1402 nucleotides long. Its product is annotated as RNA-binding protein 42. Gene Ontology annotation, molecular function: mRNA binding. The coding region runs from base 132 to 1112 and encodes 326 amino acids. The record is from RefSeq and is a predicted model, not a curated record. The transcript has 5 exons. NCBI's taxonomy places the organism in Eukaryota, Metazoa, Arthropoda, Insecta, Hymenoptera, Apidae.